Molecule: messenger RNA, 312 nt
Organism: Apaloderma vittatum (bar-tailed trogon)
Lineage: Eukaryota; Metazoa; Chordata; Aves; Trogoniformes; Trogonidae
Product: matrix metalloproteinase-28-like
Exons: 1
Source: RefSeq, a predicted model, not a curated record
GCGCUCUACUUCCAGCAGCUCCGGCGCCUCGUCCUCUUCAAAGGCCCCAAGUACUUCGUGGUGAGCGAGGAGCCCCUCAGUGUGGAGCCCUACUACCCCCGCAGCCUGCGGGACUGGGAGGGCUUGCCCCCCGGCACAACGGGCGCCCUCGCCCACCGUGACGGCUUCGUCUACUUCUUUCGGGACGACCAGUACUGGCAAUUCGACCGGGCGAAGCUACGAGUGGUGGCCACUGGCAAAUGGGCUUCCCAGUUACCCUGGAUGGGCUGCACGGUGGGCAGGACCUCUUCUGAACGGAGAGUGCUGGGAUGA